AUGGCCGCGCCGCCGGCUAGGGCCCGCGCCGACUACGACUACCUCAUCAAGCUCCUCCUCAUCGGCGACAGCGAUGCUUGGUUUGUUUUCUUCAGAACACCGCUGCUAGGUGUUGGCAAGAGUUGCCUCCUCCUACGGUUCUCUGAUGGCUCCUUCACUACUAGUUUUAUUACUACAAUAGGUAUUGACUUCAAGAUAAGAACAAUUGAACUGGAUGGCAAGCGCAUUAAGUUGCAAAUUUGGGAUACAGCCGGUCAAGAGCGAUUCAGGACUAUCACGACAGCAUACUACCGGGGAGCCAUGGGAAUCUUGCUUGUUUAUGAUGUCACGGAUGAGUCAUCUUUCAACAACAUACGGAACUGGAUACGCAACAUUGAGCAACAUGCCUCUGAUAAUGUGAACAAAAUUUUGAUAGGCAACAAGGCUGAUAUGGAUGAGAGUAAAAGGGCUGUUUCUACUGCAAAGGGACAAGCACUAGCGGAUGAAUAUGGCAUCCAGUUCUUUGAAACUAGUGCCAAGACAAACCUCAAUGUUGAGCAAGUUUUCUUUUCCAUUGCCCGAGAUAUUAAGCAGAGGCUUGCUGAGACUGAUUCCAAGCCCGAGGACCAGACGAUCAAGAUUAACAAGACAGAAGGUUCUGAGAAUCCAGAAUCUCAGAAAUCUGCUUGCUGUGGCUCAUGA
Triticum turgidum subsp. durum (durum wheat) is the source of this 681-nucleotide messenger RNA. Lineage: Eukaryota; Viridiplantae; Streptophyta; Magnoliopsida; Poales; Poaceae. The record is from the annotation of a GenBank genome assembly.